Molecule: messenger RNA, 574 nt
Organism: Helicoverpa zea (corn earworm)
Lineage: Eukaryota; Metazoa; Arthropoda; Insecta; Lepidoptera; Noctuidae
Gene: bc10
Product: bladder cancer-associated protein
Exons: 1
Coding region: 197-433 (78 amino acids)
Source: RefSeq, a predicted model, not a curated record
AUGACAACUUUGUGCACAGUAGUGCAUUGACGAGCUGUCAAAAAUUAAACGCAAAUCAGAAUCGCAACAUUUUAUAUCUAAGUAUCUACUCAGUGAAAUAAUGAAGUUAUCAAUCGAAUCAUGUCGAUUACGACACAAUCACUAGUCUACGUUAGUGUUCGACGCUCGUGAUCCAGCUGUGCACGCACUCGGCGACAUGUAUUGUUUGCAAUGGCUAAUCCCUGUGCUCCUGAUCCCGAAGCCCGUGAACCCGGCUUUAGUGAACACACACGUCAUGUUCAUGGUGUUGUAUUUAAUAGGAUUCUUCCUCGAGAGGAAGCCGUGUACCGUGUGCAGUGUCGUCUUCCUCGCAGCCGUGAUAUUAAUUUGUUAUAGCGGCAUCGGUAACUGCUUGUUCUGGGCCAGUCAGUGCGAAGAGAAGUAUGAUACUUAACUGUGCCGCCAGUUCUUCCAGAGUUACCUACCCAAGUGCUCAAAAUGCAAAAUACUGCCCUUGCCAAGGAAGGGCCAGAAAAAAUCAUGAAAAUGUGAGGCUGAACAUCAACACCAUUGCCUAGUGCAUGGUUAAAAAUUU